Telopea speciosissima is the source of this 1177-nucleotide messenger RNA. Its product is annotated as U-box domain-containing protein 1-like. Bases 70 to 1008 code for a protein of 312 amino acids. Gene Ontology annotation, molecular function: protein binding. Lineage: Eukaryota; Viridiplantae; Streptophyta; Magnoliopsida; Proteales; Proteaceae. The transcript has a single exon. The record is from RefSeq and is a predicted model, not a curated record. Gene Ontology annotation, cellular component: cytoplasm; nucleus.
CUAGAGAGCUACGAUUGUUCAAAGGAAUUGAGACUGUUAGAGACUACAGAGAAAUCAGAGAGAACGUUAAUGGAAGUGAAGCGGAGAACCGCUCAAUCUCUGGUGAAGAGGCUGAGCUCGGGUUCAGAGGAAAUCCAAAUCUCAGCUCUCUGUGAGCUUCGCCUUAUGUCCAAGCACGAUCCAGACAGUCGUUCCUUCAUACCCGAAGCAGGCGCAGUUCCUCAUCUCACCGAAACCCUCUACUCCUCGUCUCCCCUCGCCCAAGAGAACGCCGCCGCAACCCUCCUCAACAUCUCAAUCUCCAAUCGCGAGUUUCUCAUGUCGACGCCCGGCCUCCUCGAAGCACUCUCCCACCUCCUCCGCCUCCCCUGGGCUACCGCUGCCACCAACCAAGUUACCGCUGCAACCAUCUAUAGCCUCCUCCUCGACGAAGACAACCGACCCAUCAUCGGAUCCAAACUCGACAUCGUCGAAUCCCUUAUAAACAUCAUUCGUGACGGUUCCUCUCCUUCGAGGUCCAUCAAGGACGCCCUCAAAGCCCUCUUCGGCAUCUCACUCUGUUCUCUGAACCGUUCUACCAUGGUGGAAUUGGGUGCAGUUCCCGCGCUUUUCUCACUCAUAAUGAAGGAUGGGCGAAUUGGGCUUGUGGAGGAUGCGACGGCGGUGAUUGCGCAGGUCGCUGGGUGCAGUGAGAGUGGGGAUGCCUUCAGGAAGGUGUCUGGUGUUAGGGUUUUGGUGGAUUCAUUUUACCCGUCGACGGGAUCGAGUGUUAGGGCGAGGGAGAAUGCUGUUUAUGCGUUGCUGAAUUUGGUGCAGAGUGGAGGAGAGAGGACUGUUUCGGAAGUUAAAGAGGUGUGUUUGGGAGUUUUGGAUGGGAUUAUGGAUGUUGCAGAGAGUGGGAGUGCCAAGGCCAAGAGUAGGGCGACUGCGCUUUUGAGAGUACUCCAAGAAGGAAAUGAGGAUAAAGCGGAGAGGGAUCCUCGAUUUGAUUUUACCUUGGAUCGAUAGCCUUAGUUAAGUUACCUUCUAUCAAACUUUAAACUGUACAGAGAUUUUAUUUUUUGUUAGAUGUUCUUAGUUUUGUAUUCAAUUUUUUGAGUUUCUGAAGUAUAUCCUGUACAAAUUGGGCCUUUUAUUCGUACUUUCUGCUUUAUUGUGGAAUCAAUCCAUCAUUGAU